This is a messenger RNA of Drosophila busckii, 1629 nucleotides long. RefSeq names its product glutamyl-tRNA(Gln) amidotransferase subunit A, mitochondrial (gene GatA). The transcript has 4 exons. Gene Ontology annotation, biological process: mitochondrial translation; glutaminyl-tRNAGln biosynthesis via transamidation. Gene Ontology annotation, molecular function: glutaminyl-tRNA synthase (glutamine-hydrolyzing) activity. Gene Ontology annotation, cellular component: mitochondrion; glutamyl-tRNA(Gln) amidotransferase complex. The coding region runs from base 78 to 1595 and encodes 505 amino acids. NCBI's taxonomy places the organism in Eukaryota, Metazoa, Arthropoda, Insecta, Diptera, Drosophilidae. The record is from RefSeq and is a predicted model, not a curated record.
UUUGGUCGUUUUUCUUGACUGAAAUGUACGUGAAUUGAGAGUUGCGAAUUUUAUUAUACUGAUAGCUUAUAACCACAAUGCGCAGACAUGUAAAGCUGGGCAUUAAACAGCUGACUAGUGGUUACACCAAAGGCCAGCUGACUCCUCAAACUGUAGUGGAGCAUGCCUUGGAGGAUGCCGUUAAGUUACAGACAUUGAAUGCAUUUAUACGCUUAACACCUGAACAAGCCCGGCAGCAGGCCAAGGAGGCCACAGACCGCUAUGCAAAACAACAAGCCAAAAGCAACUUGGAUGGCGUUACCAUUGCUAUUAAGGAUAAUUUCUGCACAGCAAAUGUGCCAACUACUUGUGCCUCACGCAUGUUGGAGAACUUUGUGCCGCCUUAUGAUGCCACAGUCUACGCCAGAUUGCGUCAAGUCGGUGCUGUAUUGCUGGGUAAGACAAAUAUGGAUCAGUUUGGCAUGGGUGCCGGCACUGUAGACUCGAUUUAUGGGCCUACCAAGAAUAUUUGGAGUGCAGACUUAAGCCAAGAUAACUGGAGGAUAGCAGGUGGUAGUUCGGGAGGUUCGGCAUCGGCUGUGGCAGCUGGCUUGUGUUUUGCAGCAAUUGGGUCAGACACCGGUGGAUCAACGCGUAAUCCAGCUUCCUAUUGUGGCGUCGUGGGCUUUAAACCUACCUAUGGUCUUUGCUCACGUCAUGGCCUAAUACCGUUGGUAAAUUCAAUGGAUGUGCCCGGCAUAUUGACGCGUUCGGUUAGUGACUGUGUAGAAGUUUUAAAUGCUGUGGCUGGACCGGAUGCCGGACCGGAUUCAACUACCAUACGAAAGACUUAUAAAAAGCUAACAUUGCCUGAAGUGGACCAAAUUAAUCUGCGUACUUUGCGCAUCGGCAUACCCAAAGAGUAUCACUGUGAAGGCUUGUCUGCCGAAGUUUUGGAAACGUGGACAAAGAUUGCCGAUUUAUUGGAAACUGCUGGAGCCAAAGUGCAUCAGGUGUCGUUGCCAAAUACAGCGGCCAGCAUUUUUGUGUACUCAAUACUAAAUCAAUGUGAAGUAGCAAGCAAUAUGGCACGCUACGAUGGCAUUGAGUAUGGACAUCGGGCUAAUGAUGAGCGCAGCACGGAACAACUUUAUGCCCAAUCCCGCGCUGAGGGCUUUAACAAUGUUGUCAAAACGCGUAUACUGACGGGUAAUUUCUUGCUUCUUCGGAAGAACUAUGAUGACUACUUUGAAAAAGCUCUGCGAGUGAGAAGAUUAAUAGCUGAAGACUUUAUCAAAGUAUUUGAGACUUCCACGGAAACAGAUCGUGUCGAUAUACUAUUAACGCCAACUACUUUAACCGAUGCACCGCUCUACAAGGACUUUUCGUCGCUAACAAAUCGUGAUCAGUGCGCUGUCCAGGACUUUUGCACGCAGCCAGCGAAUAUGGCUGGAGUACCAGCUGUAUCCAUACCUGUGCGUUUGUCUAAAGCGGGUUUGCCGCUAAGCUUGCAGCUUAUGAGCAACAAUCUGAAUGAACAAUUGUUGCUAACAGUUGCGCAUUGGAUUGAAGCACAAGUUGGUUUUGAUUGUUUACAGAGCAUGAAUAAAACGUAAUUAUAUGGGAUUGUAAGGCCUAUCGAUUAAUGUU